Molecule: messenger RNA, 2592 nt
Organism: Solanum stenotomum
Lineage: Eukaryota; Viridiplantae; Streptophyta; Magnoliopsida; Solanales; Solanaceae
Product: protein TPX2-like
Exons: 20
Coding region: 72-2543 (823 amino acids)
Biological process (GO): mitotic spindle assembly; regulation of mitotic spindle organization; activation of protein kinase activity
Cellular component (GO): nuclear microtubule; mitotic spindle
Molecular function (GO): microtubule binding; protein kinase activator activity
Source: RefSeq, a predicted model, not a curated record
GCAAAAUCGCGAGUACAGAGGAGAACAACUUGCACCAUUUUGUUGCACAGGUAUUGUGAAAGUGGAAGAAAAUGGCGGAUUUGAACUCAGUUGUUAUGGAUGACGAUUAUGAGUUCUCGGCGCCAAGAUUCUAUGACUUCAUCAAUGGAGAGACUGAUGAAGAUAAGCGCAAGGCUGAACUAUGGUUCGAGACUUCAAUUAGCUAUGCUCCUUCUCCUUUUAUGCAAAGAAUCAAGAAGAGUGGUAGAACAAUUCAACUUGAGAGCCUAUGUGAUUUUACUAAAGACGAAGAAUUGCAGGACAAUGCAAGGCCUGUGGCUGAGCCCUCUUUUUCUGUAAGUACGGAAGAGGAAAGGUCAAGUGGGAUUGAAGAACCUGCAGCUGUGCUCACGGUUUCUGGAAGUAAGGAAGAGGUAAAGCCAAAUGAGAUUGAAGAACGCGCAGCUGAGCCUGCUUCUUCUGGAAGUGAGGUAGAGGUAAUGCCAAAUGAGAUUGAAGAACGCACAGCUGAGCCCGCUUCUUCUGGAAGUAAGGUAGAUGUAAUGCCAAAUGAGAUUGAAGAACCUGCAGCUGAGCUUGCUUCUUCUGGAAGUAAGGUAGAGGUUAUGCCAAAAGAGAUUACUGAUGAAUCUGGUCGCAGUCUUCCUAAUCUGGAAUCUGUACAGCAGCAGUCAAAUGUAGAAGAAGUUAGCACGCCUGCACCACCGAUGAUAUCUCAGAAGAGUGACGAGAAGACUGAUUCCAAGAAGCGACAGACGGCUAAAAAGAUUGCCAGCGUCAUUAGAAACCCUUCAGCAUUAAAGUCAAAAGCUCACCUGCGACAGUCACAAUUGAAGAAGAAUCCAGAUAGUGUCAGAAAGCAAACAAUCGCGAAAAGUGCUGUUGGAACACAUAAUAUUUCCCAAGAAAACCAAGCUAUAAAAAGACAGAAACUAGAAGGUGGAAAAUCCAGACAGAUUCUCAAUGUCAAACCCCAGAAUCUGCCUCACAAAAUAAAAGUUGGGGUUGCUAGCAGCAGUUCCACCUUAUUCGCUUCGACUGAAGAAGUUCAUAAACAGGAUAGAAAGAUGUAUGUUCGGGAACCAGUUGCCCCAUUCGUUUCAAUAGCAGAAAUGAUGAAAAAGUUCCAAUCUAGCACCAGGGAGAUGUCAUUGCCCCGCAUGAGCAAUUCUACUUCACAUGAUGAUCCAGCUGGACAGAUGCAGAGGAAGCAUAAGCUCAUAUUGACCAGGCCUAAAGAACCUGAAUUUGUAACAGCUCAACGUGUUCGUCCAACAAGAGUCAAGAGUUCAGCUGAGCUAGAAGAAGAAAUGAUGGCCAAAAUUCCAAAGUUUAAGGCUCGCCCGUUGAACAAAAAGAUAUUGGAAGUUCCAACUCUUCCAGCUUUACCGAAGAGUACACCUCAACUUCCAGAAUUUAAGGAAUUUCAUUUGCAAACUAUGGCACGAGCCAAUCAAAAUGCGGAAACAUCAACAGUUGCAUCAAUAGAAUCUACUCAGAGUCAUUGGAAAUCGUCGCAUCUUACAGCCCCAAAGUCACCUGUUCUUAAAACAUCACUAAGAGCACGACCUCCAAGGAUGAGAAGCUCCAAAGAAAUGGAAAAGGAAGAACUCGAAAAAGUUCCCAAAUUUAAGGCAAGGCCUUUGAAUAAGAAGAUUUUUGAAAGUAAAGGAGACUUGGGGAUGUUCUGCAACACAAAGAGGCAGGUGACAGUGCCUCAAGAAUUUCAUUUUGCCACUGAUGAACGAAUUCCUCCUCCAGCUAAUGUAGCUGAUAUGUUGUUUGACAAGCUUUCCCUUGAUUCUGAACCUCAAAAUGACAAGACUAUUCCUAGAAACACCACUCCAAACCCCUUCCAUCUCUCCACUGAGGAACGAGGGGCGGAGAAAGAGAGGAAAUUGUUCACCGAACUUCUACAUAAACAAAUCGAGGAGGAGAGGUCCAGAAUGCGCAAAGCAACUCCAUAUCCAUACACCACUGAUUAUCCAGUGAUUCCACCAAAACCAGAACCAAAGCGGUGCACAAGACCAGAACCUUUCCAAUUGGAGAGUCUUGUUAAGCAUGAGCAGGAGACGUGGAGGCAAAUGGAAGAAAGGCGAAGAAUGGAGGAGGAAGAAGCAAAGAUGAGGAACUUCAAAGCUCAACCAGUCUUGGCCGAGGACCCUAUUCCACUUCCUGAGAAAGUACGUAAACCCCUCACUGAAGUUCAGGACUUUAAACUGAAUGUAGAUCACCGUUCUCUUGAUAGAGCUGAGUUCGAUAAGAAGAUUAAGCAGAAAGAGGUGAUGCAUAAGAGGUAUAGAGAAGAGACAGAAUCUGCAAGAAUGAUGGAGGAAGAGAAAGCAUUGAAGCAACUAAGGAGAACUUUGGUGCCCCAUGCAAGACCAGUGCCUAAAUUUGAUCAUCCUUUUCUACCUCAGAAGUCUUCCAAACAAGUGACGAAACCAAGAUCACCAAAGCUACAGAUUGUUAAAAGAAAAGAAAGGAGGACAAUGGCCUGCCCCUACGCGCCAGCUUCUAGUGCUGCCUACCAAAUGAGGUGAUGUUGUAGUACAAUGAUCAAUUCAAAAAUCAGAGAGCUAACUAUUUCAA